This is a messenger RNA of Symbiodinium natans, 3075 nucleotides long. The record is from the annotation of a GenBank genome assembly. NCBI's taxonomy places the organism in Eukaryota, Dinophyceae, Suessiales, Symbiodiniaceae.
AUGGAGAGCAAAGCAGCGGUCAAGAGGGCUGCGCUCGAAAGGUUGAAAGACCAUGCGGCCAGCAAGGGCGGGAAAUGCAUUUCAGAGGCGUACACGAACUGCAUGACGAAAGUCCAGUGGGAGUGCAACUUGGGGCACACGUGGCAGGCCACGCCGCACAGUGUGCUGAAUGGCCGCCGUUGGUGUCCUCAGUGUGCCAUCAAUAAGGGCAGGCUCAGCUUGGACCAGCUCCAAGCACACGCGAGGAAAAGAGGUGGCAGGUGCUUGUCCGACGAGUACAGGAACAAUCGGACCAAGGUUCGCUGGCAGUGCAAGCUGGGACACACCUGGGAGGCCGUGGGGUACAGUGUUUUGAACAAAGGGACCUGGUGCCCCGAGUGCGCUCGCACAACGAGAUCACGGUCAAACCGCACCUUGAGGGACUUGCAGGAGCAUGCCGCUGCCCGUGGUGGCAAAUGCUUGGCUACUGAAUAUGUGAGCUUGAGGGCGAAAGUGCGGUGGCGGUGCGAGAAAGGCCACACUUGGAGCGCGACAUCACAAAGCGUCUUGAACCAAAAGACCUGGUGUCCGGCCUGCGCUAAGCGUGCCCCUCUCGGCUUGGAGCGACUGCGGAGCCACGCUGCCCGGCUUGGUGGACACUGUCUUGCCGAGGACUACAAGAACAGCUACUCCAAGGUGCGAUGGAAGUGCAGCUAUGGCCAUGUAUGGCGAGCCAAACCAAGAGAUGUCUUCCACAAAGGCAGCUGGUGCCCCGAGUGCCAGAAGAUCGGCCUGGCACGUCUUCAGGCACACGCCACGUCGUUGGGUGGGAGGUGCCUGUGCAAGAAGUACAGCAACCGUAAAGCGAAGGUUCUUUGGGAAUGCCAGCUUGGCCACAGGUGGAAAGCCAGCGCUAAGCACAUCCUUCACCAGAAGACCUGGUGCCCCCAAUGUGCAGUCAGUGUUUGGAAGACGGAAGCGGAGAUCCGGAGCAUUCUGGAAGCCAUCUUCGCUCCUUCAAUGUUUGAGUCGUCCUAUCCUAAGUUUCUCGAAGGGUUGCAGUUGGACGGCUACUGCUCCGAGCUGUCCUUGGCUUUCGAGUACCAGGGGGAGCAGCACUACGAUCCUGACAACUACUUCCAUUUCGGUAACCCUUCAAGCUUUGACAGUCAGCUGGAGAGGGACGACAGGAAGCGACAACUUUGCGAUGAGGCCGGCGUGCGGCUGGUGCUGGUGCCGUGUUUCGCCAACGACAAGCGCCUUUUCGUGCUCACGGCUCUGCUUCAGUGGUUCUCCAUCUCUGACAUCACGGCCCCCAUGUUAUCGCAAGCUAGCAGGAUGGAGAUACAGCUGCAGCUUCCCGCGCCCCUGCAUGGAGAGAUUCAGAUGCUACGGCAGCGAGAUGAAGAAGUUCGUCUCCAGUUAGAGAAGCUGCUGCAAAAGGUUGGGCCGAAGCUGAAGAAGGCCAACGGUUCUUCGGAAGCUGCUGGGGCGCUUGUGGAUGAGGCGGAAGCAGAGCUGUCAGGCGACACGCCCGCCUGCGAUGCCUGGCCCAGGGCGCGGCACCUGCGCCUGGAAACGCCCUCCGGGCGUCUCGAGAUCCCGAUCUACUGCGACCCGCCUCUGGUCAUCAAGUGCAGGAUGACCACCGACUGCCCGAUGGAAGGGGUACCCCUGCUCGCGGAGGCGGAGCUGUCCGGCUGCGACGUGUCAAGCUGCUCCUGGACCUGGCAGCGGCGCGCUGCGGGCGCCGAGAAGUCGGAGCCCUGGCGCGACGUGGGGCGAGGCCUUCGCUAUCGGCCUGCCAGCGCGGAUGUGGGGUACUUCCUGCGCGUGCAGUGCCAUCCUCCUCGGCCUGGAAAAGCCGUUCCGAGCCAGACCAGCAAGCAGCCGGUGACAGCUCCUCCCGCAGACAGCUUCCGCUGGGCAUGCCUCGCUGAGCCUUGCGCGAAGCCACGCCUUCGAGUGCUAACCUACAACAUCUUGGCAGACAGCUGCGCGACGCGAAAGACGGCGCGCCUGACGACGUUUUCCUACUGCGACCCUGCCAUCCUGCUUGCGGGACCCCGGCGGCAGCGAGUGCUCCGCGACCUCCUCCAGAUCAAUGCGGACCUCAUGGGCCUCCAAGAGGUGGACAUAGGUCAACGCCUUGCGCUGGAGCCACCGUUGCAGGACUGCGGCUGGGAUGCUGCUUUCGCGGGCAGGCCAAACUGCGCCACUGCCCUACUCUGGCGCCGUGAGCGCUUUGAGGUCGAGGAGCCGCCCAAGGAGUGGCCGCUGAGCGGCGCUGUUGAGCGGCUCCCAGGCCUGAACGAAGAGGAGGCUGCGGCCAUCCGUGCACACCCGGCAACUGCCGCGGUCCUGGCCCAGGUACAAAAUGCAGCACAAAGCGUUCUGCUGCGAGAUCUGCAGACAGGGAGGCGCCUCCUUGUUGCGAACACACACCUCUACUUCCAUGCCAACGCCAACCACAUUCGCUUACUUCAGCUGUACAUGCUUCUCCGCGUGCUUGCCAAAGAAGCAGCCCGCAUCGCACACAGCGCGCCGGUGGCGGUUCUUCUCUUCGGGGACUUGAAUGCCCGGAAGGGUGCCUUUGGCCCCAGCGACCGGGGCUGCUGCCCACAAGCAGCAUAUCGCCUGAUACGGGACGGCGAAAUCCGCCGGGAGGACCCUGACUGGCGCUUCUCCCUCUGGCAACCACAGCCCGAAGGCAAUGAGGCCGGCCAAAGCGCGGCGCCACCGCACAAAGCAGAGGGUGGCCGCUGCAUCUGCUGCCAGGACUUCGGGGUUUUCCCGGGUCUCGGCACUUGCCCCCUCUGUGACGGAGAAGGCUUCGGCGGAGAGCCCCUGCUUUCUUUGGACCUCCGCCGUCCCUUGGACCUCGAGGAUGCCAACGAGCACCUGCAGGUCACCAACUUCACUCGAGACUUUCAGGAGUGUCUGGAUUACAUCCUCAUCGACAGACGUCAUCUCCGUGUGGCCCGAAGCUUCCCCGCGCCGCCACUGGAGGCGCUGCGGCGGCACACGGCGCUCCCGUCACCCGAGUUUCCCUCGGAUCACAUCCCGGUCUUCACGGAGAUCGAAUUUCACGCCUGA